Messenger RNA from Neoarius graeffei (lesser salmon catfish), 3024 nucleotides. It is a transcript of the gene mgme1, whose product is annotated as mitochondrial genome maintenance exonuclease 1. Gene Ontology annotation, cellular component: mitochondrion. Gene Ontology annotation, biological process: mitochondrial DNA replication. The transcript has 4 exons. The record is from RefSeq and is a predicted model, not a curated record. Gene Ontology annotation, molecular function: single-stranded DNA exodeoxyribonuclease activity. Lineage: Eukaryota; Metazoa; Chordata; Actinopteri; Siluriformes; Ariidae. Bases 82 to 1047 code for a protein of 321 amino acids.
GAAGACGCCAUUGAAAGAGUGAAAGUUUGUGACACAUUUAAUGCCCUGUGAGACAGGAUUUAGCGCAACGCAGGCGCUCCGAUGCGUGUUUACAGGUCGUGGCUGCGGCCGUUCAGUGUGAGCGCUGCGCUCUCGGGACGCUUCUCCUGCUUCCCCGGUUUGCGCGCGCGCAAGAAGAGCAGCCGGUACAGCGAUGUGGACUCUGAGUACUACUCCUCACUGCUGAAGGCGGUCACGUGUCCGAGAUCGCGGACUCCAGAAAGUAUUGAAAACGAAGACCAGUGGCUUUACGGCCCUGUCGUAAAAUCCAAAGCCCGCGUGUGCAGAACGCUGAGAAACCCGUGGCCUCUGUUAAACGACGCCAAACGUGUCCUUGAUGGAGAGAACGUGGAGGGAAGCAUGACUCGGAUAAGCUUACAGAGAGAUGCAGAGCACGCCUCUAUACCAAGUGUAACAAGAAUACUCCAAAAGACAAUGUCAGCCCAGAAAGCGUUUUAUUUGGAGAGAUGGAAGAAAAGGAAGAUUGCAGAGCUUGGAGAGGAAGGCUUCAAAGAAUACAGCAACAAUCUUUUCACACAGGGGAGACUAUUGCAUGUCGCUCUUGAAGGAAUUUUAAGUGGAGAACAAACCUUAAAUGAAAAUGAAACCGUGUCUGGGUAUUUGCAAAGUAUCAGUCACGGGUUGGAAGAUGUUACAGGAGUGAAAGCCAUUGAGAGUGUUGUGCAACAUCAGCCUCUGCAGUACCUGGGCGUUGUGGAUUGUGUUGCCAUGUACAAGAAUUCACUGUGUGUCAUAGAGUGGAAGACAUCAGAAAAGCCAAAACCUUUCCUUUACAACACGUAUGACAACCCCUUGCAGGUGGCUGCCUACAUUGGAGCCUUAAACAGUGACAAAAACUACAACUACCAGGUGGACAGUGGAUUGAUUGUGGUUGCCUACAAAGAUGGCUCACCAGCCCACUAUCACUUCCUGAAAGCGGACCAAGUGGUGCAGUAUUGGGAUGAAUGGCUUUUCAGACUGGAAGAAUACAUGGAGAAAAAUGAGUGACUCAGAUCUUGCUGAUGGAUCAAAAACCAACACUUCAAUAAUUUUCUAACUCUUUGUUCUGUUGGUCUUCCUUUCUGUUCCAAGAAAGCAUCUGAGAUCCGUGGAAAGCGGUGCUUUGUAUGAUUAACGUAUCUGGAAUUUUGUGUAAUCUCCUAUUUAUACUUUAUAAAAGAAGCUUGCAUUGUCUGUACAACCCCAAAUCAGAAAAAGUUGGGAUGGUAUGGAAAAUGCAAAUAAAAUAAAAAGUAGUGAUUUCCUAAAUUUAUUAUGACUUGUAUUUCAUUGCAGACAGUACGAGUCCAAAAUAUUUCAUGUUUUGUCUGGUCAAGUUCAUUAAAAAAAAAAAUUUCCUGUUUUUCAGGCCUGCAACACAUUCCAAAAAAUUGGGAUGGGGCAAUUUAGGGCUAGUAAUGAGGUAAAACAAUUAAUGUGAUUUACGAAUGGGUGAUGUCAGCAGGUGAUUCUGAUCAUGGUUUGGUACAAAAUCAGUAUCCAGGAAAGGCCUAGUCUUUGAGAAGCAAAGAUGGGCUGGAGAUCUCCAGUUUAUAAACAACUGUGUCAGAAAAUUAUGGAACUACUUAAUGUUCCUGAUAGGAAGGGAUUUGGGUAUUUCACUCUUUAUUAUAAUUCAACCAUCUAUUACAAUUAAAGGAUUCAGUUAAUUGGAGGAAUGCACCAGAUAUUUUCAAUAGGAGACAGGUCUAAACUGCAGGCAGGCCAGUUUAGCACCUGGACUCAUUACAGAGCCAUGCAGUUGUAAUGUAUACAGAAUGUAGUUUGGCAUUAUUUUGCUGAAAACUCUUUCAAUACCUUAGCCUUGAUUAGAAAUUUGAGAUCCCUUAUCACCCAUAACCUUCAGGGAUUGUUGAAAAAAUGAACUGAAUGCAGGGUGGCACAGUAGUUAGCACUGUCGCCUCACAGUAAGCAGGUUCCGGGUUUGAGCCCAGGGGUCUUUCUGUGUGGAGUUUGCAUGUCUGCGUGGGUUUCCUCCAGGUGCUCUGGUUAUCCCCCCCUCGUCCAAAGACAUGCAGGUUAGGCUAACUGGUGGCUCUAAAUUGACCGUUGGUGUGAACGAGAGUGUGAAUGGUUGUCUCUAUGUGUCAGCCCUGCGAUGAUCUGGUGACUUGUCCAGGGUGUACCCUGCCUCUUGCCCAACGACAGCAGGGAUAGGCUCCAGCUUGCCUGUGACCCUGCACAGGAUAAGCACUUGUGGAUAACGGAUAGAUGAACUGAAUGCUCAUGCAGAUUGACAAAAGCAUUGUUUCAACAACUGUCUGCAACAUUUAUUUCCAUUCGGAGUUGCAUUAUCCCCCCCCCCCAAGAGCUUGUAUUAACAACGGGAGAGUCGAACCUCCUGCAAAAUGCCUUUUCCUGCACAUCCCAAAGACUUUCAAUGGGGUUAAGGUCAGGACUUUCUGGAGGCCAAUUCAUGUGUGAAAAUGAUCCCUCAUGCUCCUUGAAUUGCUUUCAGAAUUUGAGCCAGGGGAAUCCUUGCAUUGUCAUCUUGGAAUAUGCCUGUGCCAUUAGGGAAGGGAAAAAAAAGUCAAUUGAUGUGAAAACCUGGUCAUUCAGUAGUCAGGUAGUUCAGCUGACUUGAUUUUAUUGCCUUAUAACACUGCUGAGCCUAGACUUGUUAAACUAUAGCAACCUCAGAUCAUAACUGUUUCUAGAGGUUUGUACAAUAGCCACUAUUCAUGAUGGGUACAUCGCUUUAUGCACUUCCCUCCUUACCCUGACAUGCCUAUUACUCUGGGAUAGGGUAAAUUUGGAUUCAGAUGACAUGACAUUUUUCCACUGCUUCAGAGUCCAAUCUUCAGUUGGCUAGGGAACAUAAAAAGACUUGUUCCAAUUAGUUUCACUAACAACUGGUUUUCUUAUGGCCGCACAGCUGGUUAGUCCUAAUCCUGUGAGCUCUUGUCACAUUGUGUGUAAAUGCUUUUACUUUCACUAUUAAAAUAGGCAUGAGUUCUAGUGUUA